AUGUCCUGGAGCUCUACUCGAACAGACUAUCCUCUAAGCGUUUCCAAGUCAUCAAUAUACACUAAAAGCCGCAGACAAUCAAACCGUCCCUACUCAGCAGGUGUAAGGAGUCAAGACAGCGGAUUUGUGACUAACACUGCUACUGCAAGUGACCUUGAAGGGAACGAAUUAAGUCCCCCUUUGGCUGUUUAUUCUUGGGAGUCUACUGCGGAAGAGAUCACAUUACCCCAAAAGACGAGCAUGCCACUUCGUGCCCCUAGUCGAUCGGUGGAUCGACUUUCUAGAAGUGCUUUCGAGUUAGAUAUUCCGGAUAUGAGAAAUAAAAGAGAGGAGAGAGAACGAAGUCGAAGGGAUAUGAGGGAAUUAAAUGAAAAGCUUGCAGAACAGGUUGAAGGCAUGAGAUAUUUAUCUGCUCGCAAUCGUCAAUUGACUGAUGAUAUCGACAAUCUGAAAUCUCGUUGGAUAGCAGAGUCCGAAAAGACUAAAGAACUAUACGAGGGAGAGUUACGACAACUUCGCCAACUUCUAGACGAUGCCGAUAGAGAAAAGGCAGAGAGUGUCGCCAAGCUCCUUUCCCUACAACAAUUCAGCAGGAAUCAGGAAGAACGACUUAAUAAGCUGACAAACGAGAAUGACCAGGUUAAGAAGCGUCUUGAACAGGAGUUUGAUGAGAUGAAUAAGAGAGACGGUGAAAUAGCGGCUCUUCAGCGAAGACUUAAUGAUCUCGAAGGCGAAUUGGAGAAGGAACGAAUUAACGCGGAGAAACUUAGACGAGAUAAUGAAACCAUUUGCCAGCUUAAGUCUCUACCGUAG
Molecule: messenger RNA, 813 nt
Organism: Rodentolepis nana
Lineage: Eukaryota; Metazoa; Platyhelminthes; Cestoda; Cyclophyllidea; Hymenolepididae
Source: the annotation of a GenBank genome assembly